AUGUCCGGCGCGGCGACCAACACGCGCCCCUCCCUCGCGAACGCCGCUCCUCGCUUGGGCUCCAUCUCGCUCCCUAGACGGGAAUCUCAGGUCGUGCCUGACGCACCUAUCACUCCGCCCCUUUCCCCCGGACACAGCGAGCUCAGCAUCGACGACGUAGAGAUGGUUGAUCGCGUACUUCCAUCCCCCGGACCGGCACACCACCAACUCCAUCAGCCCACCCAGCAUGAUAUGCAGGUCGACGAGGAGCGGCCUCAGCCCCCCCUCCGCCUGCUUGAAGACGAAAAGGUGCAUCUGCAAAAAGUCGGCAUCAAGCUCACGGACUUCGAGGUUCGGGGGACCCUUGGUACGGGCACGUUUGCCCGCGUUCUCAUCGUCCGACAUAGGGGGCGCGAGUCCAACAACUACUUCGCGAUGAAGGUCCUCCGCAAGAGCGAGAUCGUGCGCCUGCGCCAAGUGGAGCAUGUGAACGCGGAGCGCUACAUCCUCUCCCGCAUCCAGCACCCCUUCAUCGUCGACCUCUUCGCCACCUUCCAGGACAGCCUGAAUGUCUACAUGCUCAUGUCCUACGUCCCCGGCGGUGAGCUCUUCACCCACCUCCGCCGCGCCCAGCGCUUCACCCCCGACGUCACGCGCUUCUACCUCGCCACCAUCAUCCUCGCCCUCCGCUACCUUCACUCCUUCAACAUCAUCUACCGCGACCUGAAGCCCGAGAACCUCCUCCUCGACUCGCGUGGCUACCUGCGCCUCACCGACUUCGGCUUCGCGAAAAUCGUCGACGACCGCACGUGGACACUCUGUGGUACGCCAGAGUACCUCGCCCCGGAGAUCAUCCAGUCCGACGGUCACGGCAAGGCUGCAGAUUGGUGGGCCGUCGGCGUGCUCUGCUACGAAAUGCUUGUCGGUUAUCCCCCUUUCUUCGAUGAAUCGCCGUACGGGAUAUACGAGAAGAUCCUCGACGGACAUAUCCAUUGGCCGCGUAGCAUGGAUCCGCUGUCGAGAAGCCUCAUCCGCGCCUUUUUGAACCCCGACCGCACCAAGCGACUGGGUAACAUGAUUGGCGGGCCACAAGACGUCCUGGAGCACCCGUGGUUCCGAGGUGUAGAUUGGGACGCUUUGGAGCGAAGAGAGAUCAUGGCGCCGAUAAUUCCACAUACUUCCUCCGGCGACGAUACUCGACAUUUCCUACGCCUGCCGCUCCCGCCCGCAGAAGACAUGCCAGGCCUCUUCCACGAGGAGCAACCGCCCGCGCUCGAACAGCGCUUCGAUCCCACUGCAUAUCAGUUCCUCGAGUUCUGA
Messenger RNA from Schizophyllum commune H4-8, 1299 nucleotides. RefSeq names its product putative cyclic AMP-dependent protein kinase catalytic subunit. Gene Ontology annotation, biological process: peptidyl-serine phosphorylation. Gene Ontology annotation, molecular function: ATP binding; cAMP-dependent protein kinase activity. Lineage: Eukaryota; Fungi; Basidiomycota; Agaricomycetes; Agaricales; Schizophyllaceae. The transcript is spliced from 3 exons. The record is from RefSeq and is a predicted model, not a curated record. The coding region runs from base 1 to 1299 and encodes 432 amino acids. Gene Ontology annotation, cellular component: nucleus; cAMP-dependent protein kinase complex.